Paramecium tetraurelia is the source of this 1179-nucleotide messenger RNA. RefSeq lists its product as uncharacterized. The record is from RefSeq and is a predicted model, not a curated record. The transcript has 2 exons. NCBI's taxonomy places the organism in Eukaryota, Ciliophora, Oligohymenophorea, Peniculida, Parameciidae.
AUGAUUCACAAAAAUGUAGUAUUUGGAAAUCAUAUCACAGCCCAUAAGUUGGAAAGAUUAAUUCAAAAAUAGAAGAUUUUAUUGAAAUCUCCUUUAGAUUAGAAACAAUAAACGAAAAAUAGGAAAAUUUGCAAGUCUAAAAGCUUCAGAUUUGAAAUUCAGCCACAUGUAUUUUAAACAGCACACAACUCUACUUUCAAAAAUUAACCACUAUUAUUAUUACCUAUUGAUAGGAGUCCUAAUCGCCGUUCUUCUUCUAAGCCUGUUUUAGAAGUCUUUUCAAGAAGUUAGAAUUCAAUGACAAGUUUAUAAUUAAAAAACGCUAUCGUGACUAAUAAAUUGCAGAGGAGAUGGAGUAAUUAUGAAUUAGUAAGUGAGAAAUAAAAGCGUCUAAACAACAAAGCUCCAAAAUCAGUAAUUAAAUAUCAAUAUCUUAUGGCUGUAAAAGCAAAGAAAAAGAAAAUACAAAGAAUGAAAAUGCAAUACAAGUUUUUGGGGAAAAAGAAUAAUAAGGUUAGAAAAACUAGAAGUAAAACAUUGCCUUUAAAUCCUGUAAUCAAAAUGAGACACAAAAGAGCUUAAACAGUUAUUGGAGAACCUUAUGAAGGACUCAUCUUUCCUUUAGAGGAUAGUUUAAUUAGAAAAAUCUUUAAAUUAAUAAUGUCCAAGAAAGCAGCAGUUAAAAGAUAAACAUGUUUUUAGCUUCCAAAAAGAAGUAUGCUACUUUCAAAAGAAAAAUUAAUUAGAUUUUAAUAGUAAAUUAAUGAAAAGCUAAUUUCAUAAUCAGAAUCAGACAGCUAAAUUGAGGGAUCCCCAUAUUUGGAUUCAUUAAGAUCGAAUCAAAGAAGAGUUUAUUUUGAAGAAAAAAAAAAUUAAUUAAAAAUUAUGUCAAAAAAGAAGAAAAAUCUCAUCAAAGCAUUAGUAAAUAAGCAAUCUUUUAAUAUAAUUAAUUCUUAUGUUGCAUAAAAGGUUAAGACUUAAAAUUCUUAGCAUUAGCAUUCUCUCCAUUAAAAGAGUACUCAACAAACCCUGUGUGAUUUUAUGUCCAAAUAAGGGGAUAGAUUGACUACAAUUCAUAGUACACAUGAGCAACCUCAAAUCUCGUAGAAAACAAAACGAUCAAAAUUGUUAACUAAGCUAUUCCCUUAUAUAUAACCUUAGAAAAUUAUCAAUAAAUGA